GUAUAGGUUUCGUUCGUGAAGGAGAAGAGAACGCUUCGAGCGAACCCGCCCAUCUGUUGAAGAAAGGAAGAAACCAAAAAUUUGUUCACUCCAGUCUUCUUCCGGAGUAGAAGGAGAAGAAGAAGAAAUUUUAUUCUUCCUUUGCUUUUUCCGCCACCGAAUAAAAAUACUGAACGAACGCUCGCAAAUUCCCAAACCCCCCCCAAGCUGCCGUCUUCAGUCACUUUUAUUCCGCCGGUGUAAUCAGUUGUGUGAUACCACAUUUUCAGUUUCGAUUUGAAUUUGAUUUUAUUCUGUCCAAGUUCUCCGAGUGCGGCUGAAUUUUGAGUGCCAGUGCAGUUCAGAGGCUAGUUUCACCUUUUUUUCCGGAAGAUUUGAAUGGAUUGUAAUCGCCGCUGUGAUGUCUGAUGGAUCGUCUGCAACACAGAUCGGCGGAAUAAGCGACCGGGAAGUGGCCAUCGUCGAUAGUCUCGACAGCAUCACCACGACAAAUAGCGACGAGGACGACGGAAGUAGCGAUUGCAGCAGCAGUGACAUUGGCAGCAGUUACAUUUCGGAUCAGGACGAGGAGCCCAUUUCCAUCGUGACCAACAUCAGGCCUUCGCCGGCAUUUCAUCCGGAAGACGAGGAAGAAGAAGAAGAAGCGGAAAUUGAGGAAAAGUCUCCGGCCGGAGGCAGGAUCGCCAAAGAUACCGGCUGUUGCCUCUACAGCGCCAUCACCGCCAUUUUCGUCAUGGUGGUUUUAAUCGGAAUCGUGUUGAUCGUUACCGGUCCCGUUCUGGGACUUUCCUUCCCGCCGCUUUUUCGAGCCAAUACUCCCGUCAUUCUGCCUCCCAUGGAACACAAUUACCUGACGGCUAAUUUCAGCGACGAAAUUCCAGCCGUCGACGAAGACCUUCUCCAUUCAAACGACAAUCAGGCGGAUUAUGCGGAGCAGUACGAUCCCGGCGAUGGAUCUAAUAAUCAAACGGCCGAUUCUUUCGAAUACGUCGAUUACCUGGAAGAUCAACCGCAGGCUAAUUUGACCGACUUCCUGGCCGCCACUCUCAACAAUUCUGCCGGAAUUUUUAACGAGUCGGUGAUCGAGGAUCUAGCCAAUUUGUCGCCGGAAGCGCUGCGCACCAAGUACGUGGCUUACGUGCCUAUUCCGCUGAAAAUCGACGACGACGAGGAGGAGCAGAGCGACUACCAGGAAGAAGACGUCGAAGACGCUGGCGUCAACGACAGGAGUGACAAUCAUUAUAAUCAAGAAGAUGAUACUUACUACGAAGAAGAAAUGGCCACUCCGCGAUCCUCAUCCGCCGUCCGGCGACGUCCAACCAUCGAAAAGGUCCUGUUGCCCAUCGUCAUGGUGCCAGAGUCCAGCCACGUCGGAGAACAGCCACAACGGACUCAAACGAGUCAAGGAUCGGAUUCUUGGCGAUCCAGCGAAUACUCGGAGGAUCGAUCCAGCAAUCCGCCGCGGAGAUUCGAUGGAGAGCAGAUGGAAAUCCGGGUGGAUAACGAGGAAGAUUUGACGUCGUCGCCUUCACUCCGCAUUCCCGGUUUGAAUUUCCCGCGUCGAGGCAACAAUCGACCCGAUCACGAUCGCAGGAGACGUCCAGGGAUCGAUUACCGGAUGUUUGGAUCUCCGCCUCAUCCGAACAAUAGACGAAACAAGAGACCGAAUCGCUUCCGUGAUCGUGAUCGUGAGCGAUUCCGCCCGAGGGACGAUUUCGGUCGGACGACCAGUCUCCAUCCGCACAGGGCCCUGCCUCCGCCCAACCGCUCCCGUUCCAGGAACAAAAUCAACAGGCAGCGUGAAGUUGAGGGUCGUGAAGGCAAUCCGGCGCUGUACAUCCGCCCUCCGCCUAGACCUCGUCCGAGGGAGACCCAACAACCAAUCCGCCAGCGAGUCCAGCGACCUCCUUCCGUUCCGGAAUCUUGGGUGAACCGACAACGCACCAUCGAUCCUCCGGUGACUUCUACCAAACGGCCGGCGUAUUCUUAUCCUCGAGAUGCCAUGAGCAUCCAGGACAUCAUCAGUUACAUGACGUCAAUGAGCCACUCGAACGAGAAGACGACCAAAAAGCCAAACUUGACGCCAACCGGGCCGGACCACAGAACGGCCGUUUGGACCAACAGUCCGGAAUAUUAUUCAAAUAAUCAACGCGUCGGACAAUCUUAUCCAUCCGUCUUACCUCCGCCGCCUUCCAUGGGAAUAUCCAGCAGGGCUCACGACAGUUUACCGAUCGAAUCCCACAGCAGAGGAGUGUCCAGCCCGGGAUCCAAUCCUUACUCGUUCAAGCUGGACGUCUACCCAAUCAGGGACAGUCUCCUAGGCGGUGGCAGUUCUUCCAGCAGUUCCUCUUCUUCCAAUUACGUCCCACCAGGCCCGUCCUACAAGCAGCAGAGUGUCUUACCGCCGCCCAGCUACCGCUACCGGCCCACGUCGUCCUACUACGAGAGCCGACAGCCGUCGGGCGAUUCUUCCGGUAGUCUGUCCGAUCCUUACAAUUACCGGCGACGUCCCCAACAACACGGAAGCGGAUCACAGGAACAGUACCGAUACCGGGACAACGACGAUGAUGCUGAUAUGCCACUCCCGUUGGCUUAUCGGCCAAGACGACCGGAAGCAACUACUCCAAAGCCCAAACUGGUCGUCCACUUGAACGUCUUCAAUCAAAAAGGCGACCGCAACCGAUACGCCGACGAGCGUCGUGAUAGUCAAGAAGCGGAAGACGAUUACUAUUCGCCCAGUGACAUCUACCGUGCCGUCUUGAGGAACAAUGCGGCCAAAACGACUCACGAUCACGAAGCAGGUGGUGACGAUAGCCUCAUGCUGAGCGGCCAGAGCCGGAUCGACACUUUCUCUCAGCAUCAAAUGGAUCAGAAUGGAGGAGACAGCAGUUCUUCCGGUUCUUCCUCAUCUUCAUCCAGCUCCAACUCGUACGACAAUCACAACAUGGCCGCCUCGUCUCCGGCGGAUCACUACUACAGGUCAAUGGGAACGAGAAGGUCGUCAUCGUCUCCGGCUGCUACUAAUGCGGCUAAUAAUUAUCGCAUCAGUCACCAGAGCCGGAAUUUCUAUCCGGCCAUUGAUGACGACGUUCCUGAGCCUCUGCCCAUGCCCAUGGCCGCCCAGCAAUCUGCGGAAGAAUCUGCCGAUUCGGCGUUAUCCAGUUGCCUGACUACUAAUUCCGGCGGGGUCAACUGCACACAGGGAUCAUCUGUUAUUCCGUCGGCGGAUCGAGUUAACAAUACCCAAACAGCGCCACUUGUUAUUAGUUGAUCAUUGACUGCUGUGCCUGCCUAUUGAGGUCUAAUCGCUGAUUUCCUUAAUAACUGACCUUUUUGAUCGCAUCCGGAUGCGAAAUUGGAUAGUUUACCCGAUAACCAAAAUGUACGGACCUUAUCAUUUCCAGUUCAGCUACAUAUAAUUUGCGUGUACAGAGUUUCGUCUAUUAACAUAGAGAUGUUGUAUGUCAAUCAUCAAAAGAGCCAUCAAAUUAACAUUAACCUCUAUUCAAUGAUAAUACACUUAUUUAUUACAUGGUCGGCGUCCGACGUGAUGAAUAUUAACGAUUGAUUCCGACUCCCCCCCCCCCGUUCCAUGCCCGCUAGGUCUUUUUAAUUAAUCAAUGUUUCCGCAAAACAACACCCGAAAUCCUGUACACACGUAACUGCUCUAGCCGAGCAGUAAAGGCUAUUAAACGUCCGGCUGUGUGCAAUGAAAUCAAGGCCGCCCGUACGUGCAGGAGCAGGAGCGGGACAGCACGGGAAUAAUAGAUGACCGGCGGAGAGAGAGAGAGAAAUACUAAGACGGACGAGGGCAAACGAAUUUCUCCCAUUCGCGGAUUUCGUCGAACCAAUGGCGAUAUAGGCUGCGCGGGUGGCGACAGAUCGAAAUCAAUACUCUUCGCAGCUAGUUUAGGUGUGUGGGAGAGUGCUGGGCUUGUCUCUAAAAGAAGAUUCUAAUCGUAUCAAAUGGUUAAAUUUAGUUUCAAAAUUCAUUUUAAAGGUAAAAAAACGUCCAUUUUUCGGUUGGAAUCCGCCAUAAAAGUCUUUGAAAUGAUUUGGUGGCCAUCGCUAGUCAUCGAAUUGUUCCGACGUCGGUAAUUACAUUUGUCAAAAAGUCGCUCGAUUCUCAAUUGCAUUCAAAUAUUUAAAUAAUGAGAAAUCAAUUGAAUUUCCACGGGAUUCUCGAAUGUGCGGAAAUCUUUCAGGAUUGAUGGAAAAUGCCCCACCAAAAAAGAAUUCGGUUCAAGAAGAACCUAGUAACUCUUGUUGUAUCUUCUUCUAUGUACGUUUUGAUCGAAAUGUUAUUGUCGUAUUGAGUGAUGGAGGGAGCGAUGCGCCUGCCCCGGCGUCGGCGCAAUAACCCGAUCCAUAAUGUUUGAAACGGCGCUCCUUUCUGCCGCUGGGUGGUGUGUCCAGCAGCACAACGACGACGACGACGUGUACAUACUAGCGAGAGACUGGGACGAUGCGGGGGAGUGCGCCGUCGCAUCACGAUGGAAAGGUGACGCCAGCCAGCCGAGCCUCUGUUGCCAUCGAGAGCGAGUAACGAACGGUGCUGCGUCCGCCUUACGUCCCGUCACGAUCCUUUUUUCGCAUUUUCCUACCGUGAAGGAACCCAACAGAAGAGAAGAGAGAGGAAAAUUAUCCAAAGCGUCGCAACCCCUGGUGUGUGUCGCCCCCUAUUCCCCUCCCACCCCACCGUGUGCGUGUGUCUAUCGUGUGUGACUGUGUGUGUCGAAUCAGCUGCCUUUCGAGAGAUAGACAACCAAUUGUCUUAAUGGCUUAAUUGAAAAAAGUUAAAUUCAAAAAUCCCGCCAAGUCAGAAAAAAAGAUUUUCGAAUGUGACGUCACAACGGGCUGGGUAGGAAACUUAUCUAAUCAUUGAUCGUCGCGGUAUUAACCCCCCAGAGAAACUAACUCACCGGAACUGGGCCUCAAAUGUGCGGUUACCGGACGAGGAAUUGGCCGUCGAAGAAAACCUCCCUGCGCUGGGGCGAUUGUUGUGUCCGACACGUUGCUUCGCUCCUGAUGAUCCAUCGCCAACCGCCUGCCCUUCGCGUGAUCCAUUCUCACCUGUGAAAACAAAUUCAAACAAACCAAAAAACACAUUUUUCAAAUUCAACGCUCAGUCCAAUUUUUAGUUUGUUAUUGCAAUUUAAAAAGAAACGAAGAAGAAGCCUGUCAUCAUCAUCGGUUGUUUGAAUUUCUCAUUGUUUAAAAAAAAAAUAAUAAUAUCAAAACUUACGGCUGGACCAACGAAACAAUUUUCAGCGAAAAAAUCAAAUCAGUGAAAAAAGAACGAUUUUCAAUUUCGGACGAUUCCUCUACACGGACAGCACAGAACAGCGCACGCAACUACAACACACACACACACAUACAUCCCCCACGAUAACCUAGCAAGCAAAAGAAAUACAAAUUUAUACCUGGUGGUCGAACAAG
This is a messenger RNA of Daphnia pulicaria, 5439 nucleotides long. Its product is annotated as serine/arginine repetitive matrix protein 1-like. The record is from RefSeq and is a predicted model, not a curated record. Lineage: Eukaryota; Metazoa; Arthropoda; Branchiopoda; Diplostraca; Daphniidae. The transcript has 7 exons. The coding region runs from base 401 to 3271 and encodes 956 amino acids.